Messenger RNA from Syzygium oleosum, 1243 nucleotides. Its product is annotated as elongation of fatty acids protein 3-like. Bases 1 to 963 code for a protein of 320 amino acids. The transcript is spliced from 2 exons. Gene Ontology annotation, molecular function: fatty acid elongase activity. Gene Ontology annotation, cellular component: endoplasmic reticulum membrane. The record is from RefSeq and is a predicted model, not a curated record. Gene Ontology annotation, biological process: fatty acid elongation, monounsaturated fatty acid; very long-chain fatty acid biosynthetic process; fatty acid elongation, saturated fatty acid. NCBI's taxonomy places the organism in Eukaryota, Viridiplantae, Streptophyta, Magnoliopsida, Myrtales, Myrtaceae.
AUGAAAGGCUAUGCUAGGGCCCCCGACUCUCGAGCUCUGGUCCACAAAGGCCGUGCGUGGUCUCGUCACAGCACUUGCCUCUGCCUCCACUCGAGUCAACCCCUUCAUCCUCUCUCUCUUCGCCGCUUCAAUCGGGCCGCGACGGCGAAAAGUACGAGCCCCAUGUUGUCAACCGUCGAGUACUGGCUGGUCCGCCACCCAGCAAUCCACAACUUCCGGUGGGAGCAAGGCCAGACCUCCGCCUCCUCCCCUCUCUUCCUCGCCCUCGCCGUCCUCUCCUACCUCUCCCUCACCCUCCUCCUCUCCCGCCUCCUCCCGCCGCCCACCCUCGCUUCCCACCUCCUCAAGCCCAUCACCGCCCUCCACAACCUCGCCCUCACCCUCCUCUCCCUCGCCAUGGCGGUCGGAUGCGCCCUCUCCGCCGCCUCCCAAAUGCCCGACCCCCGCUGGAUCUUCUGCUUCCCGGCUAAUACCCAGCCGGCCGGGCCCACCUUCUUCUGGGCCUACGUGUUCUACCUCUCCAAGAUGCUCGAGUUCGUGGACACGUUGCUGAUAAUACUGUCAGGGUCGAUCCAGCGGCUGACGUUCCUCCACGUGUACCACCACUCGACGGUGGUGGUGAUGUGCUACCUGUGGCUGCAGACGGCGCAGUCGCUGUUCCCGGUGGCCCUGGUGACAAACGCGACGGUGCACGUGGUGAUGUACAGCUACUACCUGCUGUGCGCGGUGGGGGUGCGUCCCAAGUGGAAGAGGCUGGUCACGAAUGGCCAGAUCGUGCAGUUCGUGUUCAGCUUCGCGGUGUCCGUCGUGAUGCUGUGGUACCAUUUCGGGGGAUCGGAUUCGGGUUGCUCCGGGAUCUGGGGAUGGUGCUUCAAUGCGGUGUUCAACGCCUCGCUCCUGGCCCUCUUCGUGGAUUUCCACGUCAAGAACUACGACGGCGCCGGGAAGAGGAAGCGGAUGUGAAUCGCGGUGACGUGGCUUCGCAGUGCCCGCAAGUUUCCGUUGCAGUUUUGAGGAAUGGGUUCCUUCCUUUUCUGCUGGAAUUCUCUCAAUUGGCAAGUUGCUGAUGAUUUUGAUUUGGUUGUAGUUGCUAUUUUCCUUUGGUUUUUUUACUCAUUUUCUCCCCCUGUAAGCCUUGCUGCGAUUUUGGAACUGGAUUGGGCGGAUUGGCUGGUCUUGUGGAAUCCUUCCGAGGAAAACGAUUGGCUCUCCCGGUAAUAGAAAAUCCGAAAUACUUCCGAAA